AUGAGCACAAAGGAGAACAGAGGCAAUCAUAGCUCAGGCCAGGCCAUCUUGAAGCGCGGCAAGUCAACUCACGCACAUGCUGCAGCGUCCAUCAAGAGCGCUAGUCGGAAGCGGAUAGCUAAUUCGGAUGACGAAAGCGAGGAGGACAUGCAAAGUUCCCAGGCGAGCAAGAGCAAGCGGCAUGCUCUACAAGAAUCCAACGGUCAUCUCAGCAGCUCCUCUGCCAGCCGAAAGCGCGAUAAUCAUGGCAAGGAUGCAAUGGCCCUGUACGAAGAGCUCAGAGCGACGAGGACGACGGAUGUCGAAGCUUCACUUGCAGAGCUCAUCAGACUCUCCGACGAACGCGCAGAAACUGCUACUGCGACGCUGAAACAAUACAAGCAAGAUCUGGAUGCACUGCAAGCCGAGAACGAUGCUCUGCGGGCCAAAGUCGCAGCUCGGCCAAUUGACGACGUGCCUCUAGGUACGAAUGACAAACAACUGGCCGACAAACUCGAGUCUGUCACGCGAUCCCAUCAGGCGGCGAUAGCCCAUGUGACAGAGCUGCGCACGAAGCUCGAAACGCUCGAACAGCAAGCAGACGGUGUACGAGCGGAAGAGCGCGAACGCGUCCAAGUCGAGCAUCAGCAUCUCACUGCAACAGUGUCCAGACUUGAGCGAGAGAUACAAGCGGAAACGGCACAUUCAAAGUCGGUGCAGCAGAAGCUGAGCGCCCUGCAAGCAAACGCGUCUGCUGGCACACUCGCUCAACAUGCGCCCUCGCAAGCAUCGCAAGACGAGCUAGACGAGUUGCGACAUCGAUCGGCGUUGUCAGAGGGGCUCACUGGUCUGCUGGUCACGAGCUGCAAGGAGGAACCACUAGGUCGAUCUUAUACUUGCCUCGUCAUGCGCAAACGCUCCCUGGAGUUCAAAUUGCAAUACAACCCCGACAACACGGUCAGCUAUACGCCCGUCGAGCCUGAGCGCGAUGAUGUCAGCACGCUACCGGCCCAGUUCAGUGGCUUCAUGCGGUUCAAAGUGGCACAGCUCCCCGCGUUCUACAAGAAGCUCUGCGUCGCGCUCGACUAG
This is a messenger RNA of Mixia osmundae IAM 14324, 1068 nucleotides long. RefSeq lists its product as uncharacterized. NCBI's taxonomy places the organism in Eukaryota, Fungi, Basidiomycota, Mixiomycetes, Mixiales, Mixiaceae. The coding region runs from base 1 to 1068 and encodes 355 amino acids. The record is from RefSeq and is a predicted model, not a curated record. The transcript is spliced from 4 exons.